AAUAUUUAACUAGUAUAGUUAUAGUUUAUUAUUAGUUAGUUGAAUAGGCUGUUAGCUUGAUCUGCCACCUUGAACUUGGUAAUAGUUAGAACACAUUACCCGCACUAACUUUACCUUUUUAAGACUGCCACAUACAGCACAGUUAGUUAUCUAUCUUCAAAGGCAGUUGAGACUGAGAGGAUCUUGACUCUGUUGAGUGAAGGAACUUAUAUUGUUUGUUGAAGCUGAAAGUUGAAAGUGAUUAUUUUAUUUAUGCCAUGCCAGGCCCUGGUCCUCACAUGAUGUAUGCCAUGGGCUCAGGCUUGUGUCUAACCACCGUCAGUAACGGCAGGUUUAGUCCACACCAUACACUCAUCUACACCAUCAACUCUUUCUUUGGACCUGAUAUUGGUUCUUUCUCUCAGUGGCUUGUCUCUCUUUUUGGUGGUCAUACUGUAGCCUCUACUUUUGCUGAUUACAUUCACCAUCCUUUCUACUACAUCAUUAUCUUGGGAUAUCCUCUAUGUCUUCUUUACUCUAGGAUUUCCUCUUUUCUUCUUCAUAAACACUUUCUAGAUUCUUCUUUCUCCAAGGUGCCACUUACUAAGAUGCAAUGUUUGUUCUUGAUAUCUGCUGGCUCUUUGACUCACUUCUUUCUUGAUCAUCUGUUUGAGGAGAAUGGGAAAACGACCAUGUACACUUGGAUUUUGAGUACUGGUUGGUGGCAAGGAAGAGCACCAGUUAACCCGGAUGCUGUUGUUGUAGUCGGCUUCUUGUGUGUUUGCUUAAUUGGUGGAUUCUUUUACCUCAACAGAGCGAGUUCCUCAGACUCGAUAAAGAAAAAAUCAUAUCAGUCAAUGCUACUUAUGGUAUCCAUAGCUUCUUUAUACUGCUUGUGGUGUGCAAUUCAGAUAUACGUGAUCAGUCUGCGCCGUCCAGCAAUUGGAGAAGAGGCUGAUCUUGGCGUUAUCAUUUUUUUCGCUUUCUAUUUCUUUCUACCUUAUUGUUUGUGUAUAACGUCCAUGCACCCAAAAGAUCUUGAUUCUAAUCAAAUUCCACGUUAACGGUGUUUACUUUGACAUAUAUGUACUGCUUUUGCCAGUCCAAUCUGGUUGCUAGGUUAGCUAGAAUCUCGCCGCCGGUCACCUGUAUAACUCACCAGGCAUAUGUGAUGUUAAACACGAAUUUAACUAAAAUUGGAGCUCAACUCUUCCAAAUCAUACAUGUAUAAAUGUACCAUGCUCUGUAAUUUGAGGCAAAGUUAUUGAAUGUAGAAGUUUGACAUUUGAUUUCUAUCAUA
This is a messenger RNA of Medicago truncatula (barrel medic), 1279 nucleotides long. RefSeq lists its product as uncharacterized. Lineage: Eukaryota; Viridiplantae; Streptophyta; Magnoliopsida; Fabales; Fabaceae. The coding region runs from base 258 to 1043 and encodes 261 amino acids. The record is from RefSeq and is a predicted model, not a curated record. The transcript is spliced from 4 exons.